Messenger RNA from Caenorhabditis remanei, 1323 nucleotides. RefSeq lists its product as uncharacterized. NCBI's taxonomy places the organism in Eukaryota, Metazoa, Nematoda, Chromadorea, Rhabditida, Rhabditidae. Gene Ontology annotation, biological process: embryo development. The record is from RefSeq and is a predicted model, not a curated record. Bases 1 to 1323 code for a protein of 440 amino acids. The transcript has 4 exons.
AUGGACUGGAUCUUAACGAAACCGACAGAAGAACAAGUUAGAAUGGCUCUAACGAUUUGUUUCGGUUUUAAUGCAUUUAUGACUGGUCUAUAUUUAGUAUUCCAGCUUUAUAAAUAUUACAAAGAGAAGAAGUUUGCAGAGGAGUUGCUUUAUGAUUUAUACAAGACUAAGAAGGAAGUAGAGGAGAUACUGAAGAAAGAGACGGCUAAUGAUAUCUCAUGUCGCCAAGCAAACGGAAAUGUUGUCAAACCAUUUAAAGUAAUGGACCUGCCGCUUGUUGCUUUCCGACACGUCGCCGAUUUUUGGGAUCCAAAUGAAAUGUACCAACUCUCCAAAUUAUCCAAAAAAAGCAAGGCCACAAUGAAGUCAACCAUCAAAAAGCGUCCAUCUCAACUCAUUCUUGUACCUCCUUUGAAGGUUAUUCUCGAGUAUUCUGAUACUAAACGAUUCAACUUCAGUGUACCAAUCCACCGUAAUCCUGUAUAUGUACCAGGAGACCAUCCGAGGUUCUCACCUGAAUUCCCUGAUCGAUGCUUUCAAAUGGUCAAUGAUUUAAAAGAUUUAUUCGAUUCCGAGUUCAGGAGAUUCGCUUUUUUCCCGAAUUACCUUAGUUGGGAGGACUUGUCACGGAUAGUUAAUUGGAUUAAUUUGGAUGAGAGUCUUCCAAAUAUCCCUGCCAUUACUAUGAAUAAAAUGAAGAAUAAUGGAAUGUUCUUCAAGAUUCUCAUGGAAAAUCUAGAGAAAAAUGUGCAUAAUUUCACAAUUUGGGGAAUGGAACGAGGCCAGAAAUCUCUGAAAAUCCGUCAUAAUUUUGAAAUCAAAGAUCUCUAUGUGAAUGACACGUCGUCCCUCGACGUGGAUGCGUUCACCAGUUUGAAGUUCAGUAGAGCGAACUUGCAUCGUGUUGACAUUGCGAAUAAAGAAAUAAACGAGAUAUUGAUGAGUUGGAAGAUGGGAAGAUUUGGAGAGAAAAUGGAAAGUAUUACUGUUGAGAAGAUGACAUUAAUUAACUUGAGAAUUAUGUUAAUUGGAUUGGAAGCAGAGUUGAGAGAUCCAAGGAUUACCAAAAGGAGUUGGCCUCUUGCCGACGGGACCCCUGGAUGGCUGUGUGGUGGGAUAGAUGUCAAGAGAGCAAAUGGAAAGACAGCUACAAUUUGGUUGUAUUCUUAUCAAUCGACAAAUGAAGACGAUCCGAUUCCAGAAGAAUGUAUUCAAAAAUACGAAAAUGCUCAAAGAAAUUGGAAUCGAAUCGCUGGAGACGAUGGGGAUCCAGUGAGAGAUGCGAUUUUUCUUGAUACACAUCUCACUAUCACUUUUGAAUGA